AGUGUGUGUGUUUGUGUAUGUGGCUGUGUGUGUAUUUCUACCGGGACCAAUCACAAUGUUGUUACACUACUGACAGUGACAUUUCCGCACAAGGAUAUCUCGGUGGUCUAACAUUCAAAAUCAAGAGAGUCUAGCUUCUCCAAUUCACCACUGUGACAUUUUUGCAGAUGCUGGCUCUCCCCCACAGCCAAAUCUGGAGACCACACAUCAUUACAGAAUUUAGAGCAUUAAGGACAUUUCCAUUUUCAUUCAAAAGGUACCAUAUGUAAACACUGAGGUUUGUGAGGCUUCCUGCUUCCUGUGCUCAGCCAAUCCUGGUACAAGCAUGCUGUGCGACCUAUCCCUCAUGCUGGACCUUUCUGAAAGAUGCAAUGAUGUGUUACAAAUGAUGGAUGCAAAUAGAUACGGACAGACAGAUAGAAGGGAACUCGAGACUCUAUACAAAUCCAAGGGACUUGUUUAUUCUGUAGACAGCUGCCCUUAACAAACAGGACAAUGCAGCCUGCUCUCCUCCGUGUACUUUUUACGGCACUUUUCCAUCACUUAAUUAGGGGAAACCCUUGCGAGGCGUCUGAAUUUAACCUUGAUGGGGAUUACCUGGUAGGAGGUCUCUUCCCUUUGCACAACCUGCGGAAACCGUUUGGUGAAAUUAGACCUGUGGCAGUUAAGUGUGAAAUGGAUUCAUUCUCUUUGCCAGGCUACCAGAUGUUCCAGGUGAUGAGGUUUGCAGUUGAGGAGAUCAACAACUCCACCACCCUCCUGCCUAACGUAACCCUGGGUUACCAGCUCUUUGAUCACUGCUCUGAUGCUCACAACUUCCCUGCCAUCCUCCAGUUCUUCUCCCACAAUUCCUCCAUCAAAGCCAGAGAAGACUUCAAACAUCACCUGCCUAAAGUUAUAGGGUUCACCGGUCCCUUCAGUAGCACAGAGAGUAUAACCCUCGCUCCACUCUUUAUGAUGGAUCUCAUCCCAAUGGUGAACUAUGGAGCCGGCAGUUCCAUCCUCAGCAACAAACCUAAGUAUCCAUCUUUUGUCAGGACUAUACCGAGUAACAAAGGUCAGAUUGAACUCAUCAUUCACAUCAUACAACAUUUCGGCUGGAACUGGGUGGCUUUCAUCGGCUCCAAAACUGCAUACAGUGAGAAUGGCUUUCAGCUGUUUUUUGACCUUAUUCAAAACACUGGCAUCUGUUUGGCCUACCAGGAGCUACUUGCUGACACAUCGCAGUUAAACGCAGUUAAAGUAUUUCAGAACAUAGAUAUGCUCAACAUAAAAGUCAUCGUUCUGUUCAUUGAGCAGCUGUCUGCUGAGGACAUUAUCGCCUCAGCUAUACGACUCAACUUUCACAAUAAAGUUUGGAUCGCCAGUGAUGCCUGGGCCAUGAACCAAGUGUUGCCCAAACUACAAGACAUACAGACAAUUGGCACCGUCAUUGGUGUGACGCCAACAGUUGUGACUUUACCUGGCUUUAAUGAGUUUAUUUAUCAGUCGCGACACAGAAGUGAUUCUGUCCACACCGCUGAAGGCUACUGCAAUCAGGUUUGUGAUAACUGUUCCUCCGUCAGCCCAGAGGAUGUCAUCAAUGAAAACCCCACCUACUCCUUCCCCAUUUAUUCAGCUGUGUACACCAUGGCGAUGGCCCUGCACAACGCUCUACAGUGCAACAACUCAGGGUGUGAUAAGAGUCGCACAGUCUACCCCUACAUGCUUCUUCAAGAGAUCAAAUCCUUGCAUUUCCUUUUAAACCAAAGAAACAUGUCCUAUGACGAAAACCUGGACCCAUCUGUACAUUUCUCUAUUAUGUUCUGGGACAUGAACUAUACCCCUGCAAUGAUCAAGAAGAUUGGCACAUAUCACAGUCACCUUUACACUAACUUCACUAUUGAUGACAAGCAAAUUGACUGGAAUGGCGGCGGUUCUGUGCCGUUCUCCAACUGCUCUGUGGAGUGCAAGCCAGGAUACGUCCGAGAACAGGAUGGUCUACAAAAGUGUUGUUUUGUGUGUGUGAAAUGCCCGAGUGACCAGUACUCUAACCACACAGCUGACCUGUACUCCUGUUUCGCCUGCGAUGAGGAUGAGUGGUCCGAGCCGGGAAGCACGUCGUGUCAGAAACGUUCUGUGGAAUACCUUCACUUCUCCGAAGUCUUGCCCAUUCUCCUCUUACUCUCCGCAUCCUCCCUCAUGGUCCUGUCUCUGGCGGUGGCGGUGCUGUUUGCGAUUCACCGCUCCACACCUGUAGUGCGGUCAGCAGGGGGCAGCAUGUGCUUCCUGAUGCUGGGCUGCCUGGCAGCUUCCGCCAUCAGCGUCUUCUUCUACGUCGGCGAGCCGUCAGCUCUUAGCUGUGCAUUUCAGAACUGGACCUUUGUCCUCUUCUACACCGUGUGCCUCUCCUGCCUGUCCGUCCGCUCUUUUCAGAUCAUCUGCGUCUUCAAGAUGGCCGCCUACCUGCCCAAAGCACAUGCAUUGUGGGUAAAGUACAGUGGUCAGUGGCUGGUGGUGGCUGGGGUGUCACUUCUCCAGCUGUUGCUCUGUGGAAUCUGGAUGGCAACAGAUCGGGCCAUUCCAGAGAGAAACACAACUUCCUUCAAAGACCGGGUGUUAUUAAUCUGUUCUAUAAGAUAUUUGAUUGCUCCGAUGUUUUGUGCAUUCUUCAUGUUUAUUCUCAGUGGCCUCUGCUUCUGUUUCUCCUACAUGGGAACAGACCUGCCCAAGAACUACAACGAGGCCAGAGCCAUCACGUUCAGCAUGCUGCUGUUUUGUCUGAGCUGGGCCAUUUACAUCACAGCCAGCAUGGUAUCCCAUAGCAAGUACGUACUGGUGAUCCAGGCUGUGGUUGAGCUGAGCUGUUUGUAUGGCAUCAUGUUCAGCUACUUCAUCCCAAAGUCCUUCAUCAUUGUCUUUCAGCCUCUGAAGAACACACAGGAAUAUUUCCAAGCUGCGAUUCAGAGUUACACACAAACUAUUAGUAGAAUGUAGAGGAUUUGAUGGGUACAUAUUUUAAAUGACAACAGUAGCGUACGUAAUAUGGCUGCCUUUUUAUGCAGAGUAGUGUUGUGAUUGUGAAAUAAAUUAUCUGUCAAAGGACAGCUUUUUGAAGGGAUUCUAUUCUAUCUAUUACACCUAGUAAAGCCUGUAUCCCUAGCAUUCCCACAUAGCUAGCAAUUCAGCAAGUUCAAUUUCGCUCUAUUCAGAUGGUUCGUCGUUGUUUCUUCCUCACUACAACACUUCCGCACUACAACAGCAGAAUGUCCCCUGGACAGGAAGUUGUCGAAAAAGCAUCACCUACUGUAACUGAAUUCCUAGCAGCAGCAUCUCUGUGACUUGAGGCAAAUCUAGUUUGCCAACACCAAACCUACUACUGUUUCACAACCUUCAAUAAAUCUUUUAAAAACA
Molecule: messenger RNA, 3393 nt
Organism: Clupea harengus (Atlantic herring)
Lineage: Eukaryota; Metazoa; Chordata; Actinopteri; Clupeiformes; Clupeidae
Product: taste receptor type 1 member 1-like
Biological process (GO): G protein-coupled receptor signaling pathway
Cellular component (GO): plasma membrane
Molecular function (GO): G protein-coupled receptor activity
Source: RefSeq, a predicted model, not a curated record